AUGCCUGGCACUCGACUGUUGAAACGUGAUUGGGAGAAGGAUCACGUCUAUUUGGUGCAAUUUCCACGGGCCGGAUGCAUUCCAUCCCCGUCACCGUUUGCUUUGAAGGUAGAGACAUGGUUGAGAAUGGCUGAUAUACCUUAUACGAAUAUCAACAAUGAGUUCACAAAGUUCUCCAACAAAGGUCAGAUUCCGUUCGUCGAAGUGAACGGACGACAAGUUGCCGAUAGUAAUUUCAUUAUUGAUCAUCUGAUUGAGGAAUUCCAUAAGAAAAGCAUCGACGAACGCCUUUUACCAAUCGAGAAGUCCUAUGCACGUGCAUUUCACGCACUAAUUGAGGAUAGUCUUCGAUGGGUAUUGGUCUAUCAACGGGGUCGUGACAACAAAUGGUUUGCUUCCGAACAAGGUUUCCUGCCACUUCUCCACGGUGUCAAAAAAUUUGCAUUUAAAAAUUUUUUCUGCGAAAGAAUCCGGAAGAAAAUUCAAACCAUGGUCCAUGCCCAGGGAAUGGGUCGAAAUACACCAGAGGAGGUUUUAAUACUAGCUAAAAAAGAUCUUAACGCUAUGAGCAUGUUUCUCGGGAACAAGAGGUUCUUCUUCGGUGACAAACCCGUUACGCUCGAUUGCGAUAUGUUUGCAUUUUUGUCACAAUUUCUUUACACGCCACUUGUUCAACCGGAAAUAAAAACAUAUAUGGAGGAACAUUGUCAGAAUUUGGUCAAGUUUGUUGAGCGAAUGAAGGAAUCAUAUUGGCCAGAUUGGGAGGAAGCGACAAAGAAUCGCAGUAUGGACAGUAAAUGGAAGAAAUAA
Necator americanus (New World hookworm) is the source of this 810-nucleotide messenger RNA. RefSeq lists its product as uncharacterized. NCBI's taxonomy places the organism in Eukaryota, Metazoa, Nematoda, Chromadorea, Rhabditida, Ancylostomatidae. The transcript has 7 exons. The coding region runs from base 1 to 810 and encodes 269 amino acids. Gene Ontology annotation, cellular component: cytoplasm. The record is from RefSeq and is a predicted model, not a curated record.